Messenger RNA from Aphis gossypii (cotton aphid), 1147 nucleotides. RefSeq names its product protein FAM166B-like. Bases 182 to 886 code for a protein of 234 amino acids. The record is from RefSeq and is a predicted model, not a curated record. The transcript is spliced from 7 exons. NCBI's taxonomy places the organism in Eukaryota, Metazoa, Arthropoda, Insecta, Hemiptera, Aphididae.
AAAGGUGAAAAUCUGUAUUCAGAACUCAGAAGUAAGUCAAAGAGGAAACUAGUUAGUUGUUAAACACUAAUCUUUGCAAAAAAAAUAAUAUCAUAAAUUUGAAAACUGAAAAUUGAAAAAAUAACAUUCUCCAUUUUCACUACAUAAUAAAAAAUUUAAUUUUGCUAUAACCGAAUUUGAAAUGGUAAUAGAAUGUAAUAAAAAAGAACGAGAAAAACUUUUCAGUCAGUCUAAUGGUGCACUUUUACCAGGGUAUACUGGUCAUUGUCCAACAUUGAAAUUCCGUUUUGGGAAACGAUAUGGAGCUAAUACUUUAGACAUUAUUCAGGAACUUCGUGAGAAAGGAGUAUUAAAACAAUGUGAUUUAAAAAAUGUGUAUCUGCGAGAUAGCCCCAUUGAUGAAUUACCUCCAAAACCAAGUAUAAAUAAUUUAAAAAUGAAUAUUGAUAAAGAACAAGAAACGGUCAAUAAUUAUCAAAGAUAUAUAUUAGGCUAUACCGGAUAUAUACCAGGGAUGCAUUUUCGGUAUGGCAAAACUUUUUGUAGACUUGCUCAAGAAUGUGAAGACAAUAUGCUUGUCAAAUUAUCGUCAGAACAAAGUCGAAAAGCUAUUGAUAGACCUGUUCGGUUUUUGCCUCCAAAAAUGGUUCCAGAUAAAGCCAACAUGCGUCUACAACAUACUUUAAAUAAGUAUAAAAGAAGCAAAGAUUUUAAGGAUCAUAAAGUAUCUUCUGAAUUACCACCUAUAGCUGGUUAUACGGGUCAUAUUCCAAGACUAAAGGUAUCUAAUAUUUCAGUGAGUUUACCUUUUCAUCACUCAGCCAAACUUGGAUUGUCGGUUUUGAAACAAGACAACGGAAAUGCUGUCAAACAAUAUACUAGAUAAUUUGUAAAGAAUUUUUAUUUGUUAUUAUUAUUUAUCUACUGCGUAGAUAUUAUAUAAAAAUAGUUUUUCUUAAAUUAUAUUUAUAAUAUGUAAAACAUUUACACAAUUGUUUUUUUUAUAUAAUGUUUAUAUUCAUUUAUGCAACCAGUUACCUAAAUAAUUGAUUUUUAAAUGUUAAUAUCAAUUCAGAUAAAGUGUUGUAAACUGAAAAAUUAAUGAUGUCAAUUUAUUUAUGAUGAAUAAAAUCUAUUUAAUCUGAUA